ACGCGCCACAAGCACGCCACACGGAAAAUCGUCUUCGACCUUUCGGGCAUCAUUCCAUUCUGUUUACCAUGUUUUAUUCAAAUAAUUUAAGAGCAAUUUAACUGUGUAAGCGCGUGGAAGAAAAACAAGCAGAAAUGUUUCGAUUGUCCUUCAUAGUUUGUGGCAGAGGAGUCGCUAAAAGGUUCGCCUCCUCAUUCUCUGAGGGCGCUCUGCCUCCAAAUUUACUACUACCCACCAACCUCGUGGAUCCUGCCAGAUUAAAGCGCCCACCUCCUCCUGCAGACUGCCCCCUCCCUCUGCUGAGGAAGUGUGAUGCUGUGGUUCCUGCUCACCUGAGCCCUGUGCAGACCUGGGUGGAGACUCUGGAGAGGCAGGACAGCGAGCCGUUGGGUUUGGCUGAGCUCCACCCUGAUGUAUUUGCAGUGCCUCCGAGGCUCGAUAUUCUACACAGUGUUGAAGUAUGGCAGAGAAAUUACAAAAGGAUUAGUCACGCCCACACAAAGGUCAGGUCAGAGGUCAGUGGCGGUGGCAGGAAACCUUGGAAACAAAAAGGAAGUGGACGAGCUCGGCAUGGAAGCAUUCGAUCACCCAUAUGGAGAGGAGGUGGGGUGUCUCAUGGACCCAGAGGGCCUACCAGUUACUACUACAUGUUACCCAUGAAAGUCCGAGUGCAAGGACUCAAAGUGGCGCUGAGCUCCAAGAUGGCUCAGGACUAUCUUCACAUUGUGGACUCCCUGAACAUCCCCACACCAGACUCACAAUACAUGCUCGACCUCGUCAGACACAGACACUGGGGAGAGUCGGUGUUAAUAGUGGACAUAGGUGAAGAAUUUCCUGAAAACAUCCUUCAGGCCACAGCAAACUUAAAGACAGUGAACAUCAUUCCAGCAAUCGGCCUGAACGUCCACAGCGUGCUGAAGCACGAAGCCAUCAUCCUGACUCUGGAGACGGGGUUUCUGGAGGACAAGCUGCUGUGGCAUGAUGAGCGUUACACACCUCUCUACCCAUUUAAACUGCCCUACUCGGACUUUCCUUAGAACAAAUGACCUGUAUAUAGUCAGACUUAAGCGAGUAUGUUUUUUCUUUGUGUUUAUUUUGUGUAAAAAAAAGUCAUUAAUAAAUAACACAAAUGAUUAUAAAAUGCAAAAAUUUUAAUAAAACUGUCAAAAA
Molecule: messenger RNA, 1170 nt
Organism: Archocentrus centrarchus (flier cichlid)
Lineage: Eukaryota; Metazoa; Chordata; Actinopteri; Cichliformes; Cichlidae
Gene: mrpl4
Product: mitochondrial ribosomal protein L4
Biological process (GO): translation
Cellular component (GO): ribosome
Molecular function (GO): structural constituent of ribosome
Source: RefSeq, a predicted model, not a curated record